CCAAUGCUCCGCCUGUAAAUAGCCUUGCGAAUAGUUUUACACGUUGAAAAAUGUAAAAAAUAGUAAAUAUAACUUUCAAUUCAGUUCUUUAUUGUUCGUUAAAUAAUUACAAUACAUAAUAACACCUCAUAAGCAGCUAGAAUGGAAGAAGGAUAUUCUAAAGAACUUCAAGCAGCCCUAAAAACUGCACAAAGGAGUGAAAUUGAUGAACCUCUGCUGACUUUUCUCUCACACGUGCGCAAAGAUCAUGAAUGCAUGAAAUCGCUUUGUAGGCCUACGCCAAUGAAUAUUUUGUACUGUUGUAUUAACAAUAAACAGAAAAUACACGUUAGCUUGUAAGGACAACAAAGGACACUAAUGCAGAAUAGAGCAGCAAAGCUGAAUAAAUUGUUGGUCAUUAUAAAAAUGUUUGUGUGAUAACGAAAGAUGAAGAAAUGUUAUUUGUGUUUAUAUAUUUUUUGUAAUAAUGGAACAGUUAGUUAAAUUGAUGUGUUUUUAGCUUACCACAAAAGUGAAAUGAAGUUCUUCAUGAUCACGUUGAUGAUUUUGUGAAUAGAAAUCUCGGUCCGAAAGCAUUUCUGAUUUCAUUUUCAAUUGUGACACUUUUGGACGUGUGUGAGAGUAUUAUGAAAUUUUACCAGCAAAUGUGCUGGAGAAAAAGGAUGAAGAAAUGCUUUCUGAAGAUUACACACGAAAGCUAAUUAGUGGUAAUUGAACAGAGAAUGGAAUUAAUCAUUCAGUGAGUUUGAGAAAAUGAGGCGGAAAAUAAAUUUACGUUCUGUUUUCACACAUAAAUCCCGACUCCGAAGUAAUAAAUAGGCAACAAUCUACACAUGUUAGUGACUUGUAAAUAAAAUUAGUUAAAUCCUGAAAAUUAGAAAGGGGUGCAGAAUCGAAUAAUGAGACAUGUGCGUCGCUGAGAAGAUGUUUAAACGGGUAAAGAAAAAAUUGUAAGAUUAUCCAUUCAAUUAAUUCUUGUCAAUUUCCAUCUCAAAGUAACAAUUUUUACAAAAAUCAGACAGAAAUAGUUAGAAGGCAAAAUGAUUGAAAAAAAAAUCCUCUGUCUCUGCAAUAUUUUGCUUUACUCAGAAACUGAAUAAAAUGAAUGCCUUUUAACCGGACAUGAUCAAAAUCUCCUCCAUGUUUCAGUCACUAGAAACGGUUUCUUAAUGUUAAAAGAAAACACAUUAAUUAUAUUCUCGAGAAAAGUGUUGUAAAUUUUCCGCAGUAAGAUGAGAUUUGUUAGAGAAAGAAAAUCAUACCGAUUUAAUGCGCUUAAUAGAAGGAAAAAAUAUACCAAAAAAAUAAUGGCAGAAUUGAUAAGAAAAUAACAUUUGUCAUUUUUGAAGAAAUUGACAUUUGAGUGUUUUAUUAUGUACAAAAAAGGAGGAAAUAUCAAAGAAAUCAAAUCCAUUUUGAAGAUAGAGUGAAGAAGAAUAAAACCUACAAUGUAAUCACAUUUAAAAUUAUCUCAAAGACAAAUCAUAAAUAACAAGUAUUUAAUGAUCUAUUGUAAUCCGGCGAAAAUAUUUAGAUAAACAUAAAUAGAAAUCCGACAAGCUUUGAAGUUCUAAAUCAAUUUUUACUUAAAAAAAAGAGAGAAAGAAAAACAUACACAAACACAUUGUAUAUAAAAUAGUUGACAAGCAUUUAUAUUAAAGAAGAAGAGAAGAAAAACAAAUAAUAAUUAGAGAAAAUAACUUAUCAAUAUUUGGGGAAGCAUUUUCCGAAGAGGAAAAAAUAAGAAGGAAAAGAAAAAACACCCAAUUGACCCGCAAUUAACCAAACAUAAAAGAAAAAAAAGUUUAGACAAGAGAUUUAAAAAUAGCACAGUGAAGAACAAAAUGGAAUUGAGUGUGUUUAGAAACGUGUAGAUUAUUGAAUAAUUAAGAUAAUAAAUUGGAGGUGAAAUCAAGUAAAAAAAAAACGAUGUUUAGUGACCAUUUUACAGGGUUAAUAACUAAAGAAGCUAAAUGUACAUUAAAUACCAGAGCAGAUGUGGUGUGUGGUAUCGAAGAAAAGCGCAAAGAAAUUAUUAGGAGAGAAAACAAGAAAUUAGAGAAAUAAUCACUUUGUGUAAAUAAUCGUGAAAUUGUCAGAAGAAAAAACAUUGUUGUUCCCUUUUUUCUGGUUUUGCAAAAAGGCCAACACACCAUAAAACUGUAGCCCAGUGAAAAUCCCAGUGAGAAAAGGAAAAAAAAAACUUAUCAUGAAAAGACAAAUCGAGGACGAGGCAGAAAAAAAACAGUGAAUCGAAAGCGUUUUAGAAUGAAGAAAAUGAGUGAAGAAGAUUUACUAGAAAAAAAAAAUUGAGAAAUGACAUUAUAUGAAUUAAUCGAAAUAUACGUAUGUUGUUGAUGAAAUUAUAUGAAACAAAAAAAAAUGCAAGAGUAUGAGAAGAAAGAAAUAAAUAAUAUUCCAUGGUUAAAAACCGUCGUUUUCCCUUUUGAAUUGGCCGAAAUGUCCCACAUUUUUCGCGCGCAACAGUUUUGCCACACUUCGCAGACCGGCCACCAGGUGUGCUGGUGCUGUGACACUUUUGCUGUGACUUUCACGCGCACCGCCAGCCGUCUCGCUCUGGCGCCAUGUCAGCGCGUGCAGUGGACAGAGAUGGCGCGCGUCGUGCUGUCGCACUCGCGUCGUCUCUCUCUCUCACCCAGUGCAAGUGUGUGUGCGUGUGUGCGAUGUCGAGAAGUGAGCUCCUCUAAACAGCCAGCAGCAGAAAUAAAAGUGGACAAGAAAUUUCCUAUUCAGUGGUGAAAAAACACAAUAAUAUUGUUUAUUUGGUACGCGACCAAACAGAUACCGUGUGGCCAUUUAACCAGAGUGUCGUAAUUGUGUGCAAAAUCAUCGAAGAGGCCAAAUGGAGAAGAGAAUAGAUUUGGAAAAGCGAGGAAGGCCGGCGUCGCAGAUCACCGAGCUUAAUUUGGACAACUGCAGAAGUACAAAUAUCGUGGGCCUCAAUGAAGAGUUUGUGAAUCUGAAGCAGCUCAGUCUCAUAAAUGUUGGUCUCACGAGCCUCAAGGGAUUUCCCAAACUACCAAAUCUCAAGAAGCUCGAACUCUCCGACAACAGAAUUUCAAAUGGCUUGAACUACCUGGAAGUGUCUCCGAACAUAACACACUUGAACCUAUCUGGAAACAGACUAAAUGAUUUGGAUGCCUUGAAGCCUCUUGAGAACUUCAAACAUUUAGAAGUGCUGGAUUUGUUCAACAAUGAGGUGACGGUGAAGGAGAAUUACCGCGAGAAGACGUUCCAAAUGCUCCCUUCGCUCAAGUAUCUCGAUGGGUUCGACUCCAAAGACAUGGAAGCUCCGUCUGAUGCUGAUGACGACGAAGAGGUCAAUGGAUACGCAAAUCCGGACAAUUAUGAGGAUCAAGAUGCCUUCAGCAUUGGGGGUCUGGAAAUAGAUUUGAAGGAGUUGGCGCUCUUCGAGAAGCACCUCGAAGAGAAGCGCGCCAAAGAGCCGGCCAAAGAGAUGAAGAAGAGGUGUGAAGAAGCCAAUGAGCCUGAUGAAUUAGAUGAAUAUUUAGAGAAAUUGAAGAGUGACGAGAGGCAACGACAGGAGUGUCGCAGAGAGGAGAAGCGAGUGACUUUGCUCACUCUAUUCUUUGCCCUCUUGGCCAUUCUGUCUCUUGGGAAUUUAGUUUUUCGUGAGGAAAUUGCCUCAAAUGCAACGACAAAAGGAUCCGGCGAGAGUGGCGAAGAGGAUGAGGACGACGAUGAGGAUGACGAGGAUGAGGAUGAUGAGGAGAACGCUGAUGAUGACGACAACGGAGAUGUGUCGCUGUCUGAGGUGUACAACGACGAUAUCGAGGAGGAUAACUCAGACUGGAAUGAGGAGAACGAGGAGGCUGGGGAGGAGGGCGAUGAUGAUAUAGAUUCCGAUGAGGACGCAGAAGAAGGAGCCCAGCAACCCAAAGAUGGCGAAGAGGACGGAGCAGCAGCGGCUCCAGCUGCGGCAGAAGAGGAAUCCCCAGCCAGAGGCAAAAAGCGGAAGCACGACGGCUAAAUAACACUUUUGCAGAUUGCAUCACACCCCCAACUUGUAGCAUUUUAAUUUUUUCUUUGUACAAUUUUUUGAGUUACUAGAUUUAGGUGAGAUUUAAGUGAGAAAAGGAAACAAGAGCGAAAGUGAGCGGCAACGGAGGAAAGGAAGGAUUUACACACACACACACUUGAUUACAGAGAAAAAGAAAGAAAUCAAUUAAAUAGCGCUUAGAGAGGAGGGAAUAAAGUGCAGAAAUAAUCCCAGGAUCUUAAAUUUUCACUGAAUUCUACUUGUCAUUCAGCCGACAGGAUGAGAAGAAAGUGUGUUUGAGGGUGGAUUCGAUGAUAGGGAGUAA
This is a messenger RNA of Phlebotomus argentipes, 4346 nucleotides long. It is a transcript of the gene Mapmodulin, whose product is annotated as acidic leucine-rich nuclear phosphoprotein 32 family member A. Bases 2864 to 4012 code for a protein of 382 amino acids. The transcript is spliced from 8 exons. NCBI's taxonomy places the organism in Eukaryota, Metazoa, Arthropoda, Insecta, Diptera, Psychodidae. Gene Ontology annotation, cellular component: nucleus. The record is from RefSeq and is a predicted model, not a curated record. Gene Ontology annotation, molecular function: histone binding.